Messenger RNA from Cetraspora pellucida, 147 nucleotides. NCBI's taxonomy places the organism in Eukaryota, Fungi, Glomeromycota, Glomeromycetes, Diversisporales, Gigasporaceae. The record is from the annotation of a GenBank genome assembly.
AUGAAUCAGUCUGAUAUAGGCGAUAAGAUAGUUAUGAUGAUGAUGUUCAAGAAAGCCUUAGGGUUAUGUGUUGAAAUAAAAUUUGCUCAUUGGAACCAUGCAUAUUUGGUAUUGUUGGCAUAUAGACAGUGCACUGGUUUUGUAUAG